AUGGUGUUCUUCAAGUACGGCUUCAUCUUCCUCGCCGGCGCGGCCUUCGGCACCGCCAUGGCGCACCGCGGAUGGCACCACCGUCACGGCCAUUGCUGGCGCCGUAACGGUGGCGACCGAGGCCGCUGGCACGAGCAGGAGCCCGCCGCGCAGGCGAGCUACGACGACGAGUACCACCAGCAGGAGAGGAGGGGUGCUUACUACUACGGUCGCCCGGACGACACCGCGGACAACAGGGACACGGAGGAAAGGGAGUACCGCCGUUCCGUGAAGAACAAGAAGUCGUCGGCGGGUGCUGCUGCUGCUGCCACUUCUGAUUAUUAA
Molecule: messenger RNA, 324 nt
Organism: Miscanthus lutarioriparius
Lineage: Eukaryota; Viridiplantae; Streptophyta; Magnoliopsida; Poales; Poaceae
Source: the annotation of a GenBank genome assembly